This is a messenger RNA of Dermochelys coriacea (leatherback sea turtle), 955 nucleotides long. It is a transcript of the gene ZCRB1, whose product is annotated as zinc finger CCHC-type and RNA binding motif containing 1. The record is from RefSeq and is a predicted model, not a curated record. Gene Ontology annotation, cellular component: U12-type spliceosomal complex. The transcript has 8 exons. Gene Ontology annotation, biological process: mRNA splicing, via spliceosome. NCBI's taxonomy places the organism in Eukaryota, Metazoa, Chordata, Testudines, Dermochelyidae. Bases 164 to 817 code for a protein of 217 amino acids. Gene Ontology annotation, molecular function: RNA binding; zinc ion binding.
UAAAGAAUGUGUUUAUUGCGUGCGCUCCCGGAAGGGCGCCUCCGCGGGGGGAGGGGGGGGCGAUGAGUCCGCUCUCAGCGCGCCGGCGAAAGGAGGAAGCGGCUAGGAGUAAUGUCUUCCCACCCCGCCUGAGCGGCUUCACCGGCAGCUCCGCGUGAGAAAAAUGAGUGGUGGGUUAGCACCAAGUAAAAGCACAGUUUAUGUGUCCAACUUGCCCUUCUCUCUGACCAACAAUGACUUAUACAGGAUUUUUUCCAAGUAUGGGAAAGUUGUUAAAGUUACUAUUAUGAAGGACAAAGACACCAGGAAGAGUAAAGGAGUUGCAUUUAUUUUGUUUUUGGAUAAAGAAUCGGCACAAAACUGUUCUCGGGCACUUAACAACAAACAAUUAUUUGGAAGAGUGAUAAAAGCAAGUAUUGCUAUUGACAAUGGAAGAGCAGCGGAAUUCAUCCGUAGACGUAACUACUUCGAUAAAUCUAAAUGUUAUGAAUGUGGGGAAACAGGACACUUAAGUUAUGCUUGUCCUAAAAAUAUGCUAGGAGAGCGUGAGCCUCCAAAAAAGAAAGAAAAGAAGAAAAGGAAGAAAAUAGUUGAACCGGAAGAAGAACUUGAGGAAGAGGAAGAAAGUGAAGAUGAGGGUGAAGAUCCUGCCCUGGAUAGCCUCAGCCAGGCCAUAGCUUUUCAGCAAGCCAAAAUUGAAGAAGAACAGCAAAGAUGGAAACAGACUGCAGGGGAACCUUCAACAUCUGACGAUUCGAGAAGACCACGGAUUAAAAAAAGUGCAUAUUUCAGUGAUGAGGAAGAAUUUAGUGACUGAUUUAUAUAUACAUUAUGUAUAUAUGAGAGAGAGAGAGAGUGUAUAUUUGUACAGUAUUACAGAGCUGUCUGAAAUAUAGCUUUGUUUUAGAGCUAAAUAAAGUUGCUGCUAAAACUUAUGCUAUUAUUAUAAAUUAAA